This is a messenger RNA of Bipolaris victoriae FI3, 11754 nucleotides long. RefSeq lists its product as hypothetical. The transcript is spliced from 7 exons. Gene Ontology annotation, molecular function: fatty acid synthase activity; phosphopantetheine binding; 3-oxoacyl-[acyl-carrier-protein] synthase activity. The record is from RefSeq and is a predicted model, not a curated record. The coding region runs from base 1 to 11754 and encodes 3917 amino acids. NCBI's taxonomy places the organism in Eukaryota, Fungi, Ascomycota, Dothideomycetes, Pleosporales, Pleosporaceae. Gene Ontology annotation, biological process: secondary metabolite biosynthetic process; fatty acid biosynthetic process.
AUGACCAACAAUACGUACAAGUCUGAACCGAUCGCCAUCAUUGGCCGUAGCUGCAGAUAUCCAGGCCCAGCAACUUCGCCUUCUAAGCUCUGGAAAUUCUUGCAGAAUCCUCACGAUAUCUCCAAAAACGCACCAAAAGAACGCUUCAACAUCGAUGGGUUCUAUAACCCGAAUGGCGAAUACCACGGUACGACCGAUGCCCCAAAGGCGUAUUGGCUGGAAGAAGAUGCGUUCACUUUCGACACUUCCUUCUUCAACUAUUCGCCAAGAGAGGCCGAGACCAUUGACCCAGCUGGCAAGAUACUGCUGGAAGUCGUCUACGAGGGCAUGGAGUCGGCGGGUUUAACCGUUCAGAAGUGCUCCGGAACAAAGAUUGGUGUGUUUGUCGGCUUGAUGACUGCCGACUACGAGCUGCUCACGGCCAAGGAUGAGAUAUCAACCAGUCAAUACUGUGUAACCGGAACAUCGAGAGCCAUUCUAUCAAAUCGCGUAUCCUACUUCUUUAAUUGGACCGGCCCAUCCAUGACGAUUGAUACGGCGUGCUCAUCUAGUCUUGUGGCAAUGCAUCAAGCCGUCCUUAGUCUGCGAUCGGGAGAGAGCAACAUGGCAUGUGUAGCUGGUGUCAAUGUCAUGCUUAGCCCUGACGCCUUCACCAUUGAGUCAAAUUUGCACAUGCUGUCACCUGAUGGCCAUUCAAAGAUGUGGGAUGAAAGCGCUAAUGGCUAUGCCCGCGGGGAAGGUGCCGGCGUGUUCUUUCUAAAGACCCUUUCAAAGGCUCUCGCAGAUGGAGACAACAUUGAAUGCAUUAUACGAGAGACCGGAGUCAACUCUGAUGGGCGGACCCGCGGGAUCACAAUGCCGAACCCAGUGGCUCAGGCGAACCUCAUCAGAGAUACAUAUGCUCGCGCAGGACUGGAUGCAUCACAUCCGGAGCAGAUGUGCCAGUAUUUCGAAGCCCACGGUACGGGCACCCAAGCCGGUGAUCCCCGUGAGGCUGAGGCAAUUCACACGGCAUUCUUUCCAGCCGCUUCAACCCCCUCGCCACACUCAGGAGCCCGAGAACUCAUUGUGGGAUCAAUAAAAACAGCUAUUGGUCAUACAGAGGGCGCCGCCGGGGUGGCAGGUGUUCUUAAAGCCAUGAUGGGGUUACAACAGAAGGUCAUUCCUCCAAACCUAUAUUUUCACAAUCCCAACCCCACUGUCAAGCCCUUUUUGAAGAAGCUGAAGGUUCCUACGGAGCCAGUCGUAUGGCCUACUCCAGCCUCUGGACAUCCAGCUAGAGCCAGUGUUAAUUCCUUUGGAUUUGGCGGAACCAACGCGCAUGCUAUCCUCGAAAGAUAUGAGUCCAGCAUACAUGGUCGACAGAAUCAAAACUCAACAUCUGCGCCAGCAAUUCUCCCCAAUAUACCACUUCUGUUGUCUGCCAAUUCUGACAAAUCGUUGUGUAGCGUUGUCAAAGAUUAUCUGGCUUACUUGCAAGCAACGCCAGAUGUGGACGUCAAUGCUUUAGUCGGUACCCAAGCGUUUCGACGGUCUAUUUUCCCUUGCAAGGUCUCGUUUCCAGUUUCAGGGAAGGUGGAACUUGAAAAGGCCCUGAAAAAGAAGUUGGAAGCAUCGAAAACCGAAGAUAUUGGUGUGCGCUCCAAGGGAGAUGGUGCUGGUCGUGUGUUGGCCAUAUUCACUGGACAAGGAGCCCAGUGGUCGGCUAUGGGCAAGACGCUGGUUGAAACCUCCGAUCUAUUCGCGAACUCUUUGCGAUUGUGCAACAAGAUUCUGCAGAGUUGUCCAGAUCCGCCUUCAUGGGACCUUAUCACCGAGUUGUUGCGACCAGAAGAGUCCUCACGAUUGUCUGAAGCUUCGUUGUCGCAGCCGUUAUGUACCGCUAUUCAGAUAGCAUUAUGCGAUCUUCUAUCACACUCGGGAGUCCGUCUCAGUGGCGUUGUAGGUCACUCCUCAGGGGAGAUAGGCGCUGCGUACGCGUCUGGUGUAUUGAAAGCGAAAGACGCGAUGCUCAUCGCCUAUUAUCGCGGUUUUCAUGCGAAGCUUGCCGGUGGCGCUGAUGGCUCCAAGGGUGGCAUGAUGGCUGUUGGAAUGGGAGUUGACGAUGCACUCGACUUCUGUGGCCAAGAUUCACUCAAGUCACGCCUUUAUGUGGCAGCAAGCAACGCGCCGGCCAGCGUGACAUUGAGUGGCGACCUUGAAUCGAUCAAGAAUGGUAAAGCUCAGCUUGACAAGGAAAAGCGGUUCUGCCGACAGCUCAUAGUGGAUACGGCAUAUCAUUCUCAUCACAUGGACCGGUGUGCCACUCCUUAUCUCGACUCUUUAGAAGCCUGUGGCAUCGAAACAGAAGAGGCCGUCGCAUCUUGCCCUUGGAUGAGCAGUGUGUAUGGUCCAUCAGGGAAGCCGACUAUCAAGGAACUGAGAGGUCGAUACUGGCGAGACAAUAUGGUUCAGCCGGUGCUGUUUGCUGAAGCACUAGCUCGCAUAUUGGUUGAACAUGGACCCUUUGAUGCUGUGCUCGAAGUCGGGCCGCACGCAGCUUUAAGAGGCCCAGCAAAUCAAGUGAUACAGGAGUCACUCGGAUACACAUUGCCAUACUCUGGAGUGUUGAGCAGAUACAGCAACGAUGUUCUGGCCUUUUCAGAUGCACUGGGGAUGCUGUGGUGCCAUAUCGGAGCAGCUUCUGUGGACUUUCGGAGCUACUCUGCUGCUUUGGGAUUACCUGCAAACAGUUAUCCGUUGGCCAGAGACGUACCAGCCUAUCCUUGGGAUCACUCGCAAAGUCUUCUACGUCAGCCUCGAUUGAUGAAACAGUACCUGCACCGAUCAAAUGCUCCUCAUGAACUUCUCGGUAUCCGAACGCUGGAUGACACGCCAUCAGAGUAUCGCUGGCGCAAUGUCCUGAGGCCUUCCACAAUUCCAUGGAUCAAGAAUCAUCGUUUCCAAGGCCAAAUCAUCAUUCCUGUUGCAGCCUACUGUGUUAUGGCCUUGGACGCAGGUAGAGUGAUGGCGAAUGAGAGAGCAAUGUCAGCAACAAUGGUGGAAAUCAACCAUCUCCUCCUUAGCAACGGUAUCACAAUGGAAGAUGAUACCCAAGGCAUCGAGACACUAUUCUCCUUGACUUAUGAUCAAGAAAAAUCCACUGAUGAUCAAAUAACUGCGAGCUUUUCCUUAGAUUGGGGGCCAGUCUCAGGUAAUCGUCGAAUUAAACGAGCAGUCAGCGGCUUUGUCUCAUUAUACGCUAUGAAAGAAAACCCUCUCCCGUCUCCUUCACCCCGCCAGCCGGUGUUGAGACAUGUCAAUGUCGAGGACUUCUAUAGCCAGAUGAAUGAGAUUGGGCUUGGCUACACUAUGGCGUUCAAAUCCCUCACUUCCCUGGAGCGAAGCCACUAUUUUGCUGCAGGGAAGCUCGAAAAACCUCAUACUGACGACACUUCAACUCUUCCAGUCCGGCCAGCAUUACUUGACUCAUGUUUUCAAGUAGCCUUUGCAGCCUUUGCAGCACCGAAUGAUGGUGCACUCUGGACUUCAUUCCUCCCCCAAAGCAUUCGAAGAAUACGUUUCAAUGCCGCAAUCUGCGAUGUAAUUCCAGAGGCCCGGAGUACAUUGGACGUUGAGGCUCGGGUGACAUCUUUUUAUCCCGGCUCAUCUACCAGUCCAGCGAGCUUCUCCGGAGACCUGGACAUUUCCAACGAAGUUGGAGAAAUGGAAAUACAAAUAGAAGGCCUUGCUGUUCAAGGGCUUGCCACAAACUCCGACGACGAGGACCGAGAAUUUUAUCUGCAAACGGUGUACAAGCGAGAUCCAUGGACAGGUUUCGAUGAACUCGAGAGUCCUAUACUGCCGAAGAUUAACGUAGAUCUCGAAGAGCUUUCCAACCACAUAUCGUCACUGGUCACACCAAACACUAACUCGUUCACGGCAUCGAAUAAUAUCGAGAAUGCGCUCGAUUUGGCUCUUCGUGGUUCACCAUACCGACAUCAUAUGGAACUUUUGAAAUCAUGCAGCAGAGUCAUGCCAGCGAUACUACCUGGGCUCAUUCAUGAGAUGAAACGAGAGAGUGACGAAGUAUUUCUUCUGACUGAGAGAUUGUCACAAGUCAUAGGGGAUAUCAGUCAUCGUCAUCCUCAUAUUUCUGUGCUUGAGAUCAACCUAAGCAACAUGUUCUCAUUCACAGAUGCUAUACGCGAAGGACUCGCACCGGCUCAUUCGUCAUUCAUCAGCGCGUAUGUUCCGGGACUUUCUGUACCCUCAUCCCCGGAGCAAUCGCAGUCUGCCACGUACUCUUCAAUCCAACUCGACGAGGAUAAUAUUCUAGGGGGGCUUGACGAAAUGAACGCGCCAUUUGACAUUGUCGUAAUAUGUGGACACAGUGAAAGAAUUGCGACACAUGAUGUUCGGCUACACGCUCUGCAGAACCUGUUGCGUCCAGGUGGCUUCAUCGUUUCGGUCGAGUCUGGGGGCCAUCUCCUCCAGGAUCGACUCACGGGACUUUUGCGAGGCGAAAAGGGCAGGGGAACUCUCACCCCUUCUACCUCUUCCAGUAUUCUGGAUGGAUCGGAAUCGAUGGGCACAGCAUCAGUUGGACUUUUCCAGUCCAAGGGAUCAGGUUUCUCUUUACUGAUCGAGCAAGCACGCAAUCACAUUGUCGACAUUCUACGUUCGCCACUCUCCAACUUGGACAGGAUCAGAAUUUCAGGCCCAGUCUUGAUCAUUGGUGGAAGGAGAGCGGAGACAAACCAGAUACGGAGCUGUAUUGAGUCUGUACUCUCAUCGCUUGGGUGCGAGACUUCCUACGUAGAGAGUCUGGAUAUGGUCACUCCGCAACUGCUCUCUGGCAUCAACCAGGUGGUACUGCUUGCUGAUCUCGACCAAUCAAUUUUGGAAAACAUUAGCUCAGCUAGUCUCUCCGGUCUCCAAACACUUAUGAGCCCUGGACGGUCGUUACUGUGGCUUCUAAAUGGAUUUUACGGAGGCGCAAACCCAUAUCAUUCAGCCUCAGUUGGCCUUGCACGAACGGCCAAAAGCGAGACCCCAAAUUUCCGGCUCCAGUUUCUCGACAUCGACACCCUCAUUGGAAUGGGAGAGCUGGUUGCAGAAACGUUCUUGCGAUUUGUAUACCCAACAGAGCAUGAGGAUGAGGUUUCGUCGACUCUGUGGAUGACUGAAGACGAAAUUACGAUUAUCCAAGGCAAAGUCAUGCUCCCCCGAAUUAAGCCAAUCCCAGACAUGAACAGGCGUCUCAAUUCUAGGAGAAGAGCUGUCAACUACUCAGAGAACAUGGUGCAUGCGACCGUGGAAUUGACCUUGAAUGGGGAAACCAGGCCUUUCGUAUACGAAGCAUCCUCCUCUUCCUCUUCCUCUGGUACAGUGAUGAGUUCAAUCAGCCAUCAAGAAGAACACAAGGUUGCCGUCACAGUCUCGCACAGCAGCGUGUGGGCAAUCAAUGUCAGCAAGGACUCGAACCUGUUCCUCGGUAUCGGUACUAUCGCCUCUGGUCGACGAGUGUUGUUCUUCUCUGACAUGUGCUCGUCGAAUGUAAUGAUACCGCCAUCGUGGACCCAGGAACUUAAGCCGACAACAAUGUUGCCCGACGAUAUGGUUCUUGCUCUGUUUCUCAGAGCAAUUGUUGCUUCGCGGAUUGUCAAUUCUCAUCGUGACAGACCAGUCAUUAUCAUUGAGCCAGACAAUCUGCUCAUAUCAGCCAUUUCGCUUCUACAGCCGGCCAGCGAUGGGGUUCUUGUGAUUAACGUGACGAGCUAUUCUAAACGAGCCCAGGAUGAUCCACGGCUUACAUUCAUACAUCCACGUUCCACAAACCGCGCAGUAGCAGAGGCUCUGCCUUCUGCUUCUGGAGUUGUUAUCGAUAUUUCUGGCAGCUCCAAAUCCAUCCUUGGGAACCUCUUGCAGGAAAAAACGUGCUUUGCUACAUUCAAACUAUUCGCAGCUACCCCACAGCACAUAGAAAAGGGAAGUAUACUUAACACUAUUAUAACCACAGCCUUCACAUCCUUCCGUGAAUUAGGGUUGAGUGCUAUCAAAGGACAGGUUGAGACUGACAGCCUAAUGAUAAAACCCCUUAGUGCGUUAGUUGGCCAAGGUCCGCAGCCAUAUCUUACAAUGGUGAAUUGGAGGAAAGAGCCUAUGGUUGCACUGAAAGUACGACCGCUCAAGCUGGAUUUCUACCUGAGUGGGGCCAAGACCUACUUACUAGUUGGCUUGACAGGCGAAUUGGGAGAGAGUUUAUGCCGACUCAUGGCCGCACAUGGAGCACGUUACUUUGUUGUUGCUAGCCGGACCCCAGAGAAAGCUCAGUCAUGGGCAGAGCCAUUGAGAAAAUUGGGCCUCACAAUACACCUUGCUUCUUUGGAUGUUACAAGUCUUGAAGCAGUCCAAAAGGUCAAAGCGGAUGUAGAGAGUUUUCUUCCUUCGAUCAGUGGUGUCGUCCAGGGUGCCAUGGUUCUAUCGGAUGAACUAUUUGGGUCCAUGACUCUAGAAAGCUUACAGAGGGCUCUCAGGCCGAAGCUGGAUGGGUCUCGAAAUCUGAGCUGCGUCUUCAAUGAGCCAACGCUCGACUUCAUGAUCAUGCUUUCCUCUCUGACCUGCGUGGGCGGUAACUCGGGUCAAUCAAAUUAUACUGCUGCUAACUUGUACAUGUCCGGCCUAGCUGCGCAACGCCGCAGUCAUGGUCUAGCAGCUUCUGUUCUUGACAUUGGGGUUCUCUAUGGUAUCGGAUAUGUCAACCGUAUUGAAGGGGCGGAGAUAUAUGCGAACCUCCGAAGGCAGGGAUAUCUGCCCAUCUCCGAGCACGAUGUCCAUGAUAUGUUCACGGAAGCCGUGGCCGCCAGUAAGCCAGAAUGUGGAUCCCUCGUGCAAAUAUCCACGGGCUUGAAUCGUUGGAGCCCUAACGCACAAAACCCACUUCCAUGGCACAGGGAUGCACGAUUUUCGCAUCACAGAGCAUUGAACAACAAGGAAUCUGCAGGCAAGAAUAUAGCUGGCUCGUCUGAAACGAUCAAGGGACUUUUGAAUGCAAGCCAGGACAAGGCAAGUAUCGUCGAUCAUUUGCAGAAGGCAUUCUCUGCUCAUUUGGAAACUAUGCUACAUUUGGCGCUGGGAAGCCUAGACCCGACCGUUGCCAUCAUCGACUUGGGGGUUGACUCGCUCGCCGCCGUGGAAAUCCGGACCUGGUUUUUGAAAGAGGUAGGAAAGGAUAUGCCAGUGUUGAAAGUGCUGGGCGGCGCUUCGGGCGCUAAUCCUCGUGAAGUGUGUGAGGAAGUUGGUGCCGACCUUCUCGCCGAAAGAGAACCUGAACAAGAUGAAGCGAGCGAAACACCGUCCGAGAGCAGCUCCGGGCUGGCUAGGGAUUCAGACUCGGAUCCGUCAGACCUGUUUGAUAACACCAAUCUGUCACAUUCUACGGAUCUUACAUCGGACAACGAAGAUGAGACGACGCCGUUUGAGCAGGUCUAUCCAAUGUCUUCUAGUCAAUCCCGAAUGUGGUUUCCAUAUCAGCUACUGCAGGACAAGACAACCUACAACUGCACCACAUCGUAUCGUUUGCGAGGCCCGCUCAACAUCGACCGCUACGAGGUCGCACUCAAAACUGUCAUUCAUAAGCAUCAGGCUUUGCGUACUGGCUUCUACACCGAUCCAUACACGGGCCAUCCAAUGCAGGCGGUAGCAAAAUCUUCCCCUUUUCAACUGAAGAAGGUUUCCAAUGCUCGUGAAGACGUGGACUCUGCGCGAGAGACUCUCAUGAUUGCUAAGCAUAUCUAUGAUCUUGAACGCGAAGAUGUCUUCAUUGCAACACUUCUGGAAUACAGUUCGAAUUAUCAUGAGAUCAUAUUCGGUUAUCACCAUAUCAUCAUGGACGGAGUAAGCUGGCAGUUGUUUCUACAAGAAGUAGAACGCUUCUAUGUCAAUAUGCCCAAGCGUGUAUACCAGUCCAUUGAUUACCUCGACUUUGCAGUCAAGCAGCGAGCAGACCUAGACUCCCCAGCCAUUCAAACCAAACGUCAGUUCUGGAAUAGUAGCUUCGUCGACCUGCCACGACCUAUUCCGUUGUUUCCGUUCGCCAAAGUCACAAACAGGAAGUCGCUCAACCGAUACGAAGCUACAGAAACCUUCAUUGAGUUGGACCAGGCUCUUGCGGCCCGCAUCAAGACAGUUUCGGUUGAUAACAAGAGUACGACUUUUCAUUUCUACCUUACGGCUCUUCAGAUCAUGGCUCGUAGGCUGCUGAAGAUUGAUGAUGUCUGCAUUGGCAUCACAGACGCCAACCGCUCGGACCAGGCCUUCAUGGAAACAAUCGGCCUGUUACUUGACUCACUUCCGUUGCGUUUCAAGUCCGAUGGCACUGUCGAUCAAGAAUUCAGUGCCUGCCUUCAGAGCACACGAACAGCUGUUUACUCAGCCCUCGGGAACAGUGGCGUACCUCUGGAUGUCAUCUUAGACGACAUUGGCGUGGAAACGUCCACAUCCCAUCUGCCGCUAUUCCAGAUACUCGUCAACUACCGUAUGGGGGCGAUCAAACAGAAGACUCUCGGCCCAGAUAUCGCCUUCGACUACUUGGCUUAUGAGGACGCACGGCACCCGUUUGAUUUCAUCUUGACUAUUGACGAAGAAGACGGGCGUGCCGGUUUGACGCUGUCCAUGCAGGACUAUCUCUACGAUAAAACCUCUGCCCAUACGUUCCUGAAGACAUUCAUCAAUCUUCUCGAGAUUUUCUCGGAGUCACCAGAAACACAUGUGUCGGACUGCCCUGUAUACCCCGAAGCGCUGGUCAAGCAAGCGGUGCAACUGGGUAUUGGCAUGGAAUCACCACUUGAUUGGCCGAGUACAUUGACUGCACGCGUCGAUCAAAUGGUGUCGCAAUAUCACGAGCAAAUAGCCAUCAAAGACGGCGACAUAUCAUACACCUAUUCCAAAAUGGCACGAACAGUCGACGCUGUCGGCCAAGCUCUGCUUGAUCAAGGUGUCACUAGAGGGUCUCGGGUUGGUGUGGCAAGCGGCCCUUCCGCAGAUGUGAUACUGUCACUACUUGCAAUACUUAAGAUUGGGGCCAUAUAUGUCCCGCUUGAUGAGCGCAAUUCCGACAGCAGACUGGCCAACAUGAUCUAUGAUGGAUCGAUCUGUAUUAUUAUCCACAACAAAGCCACUGAGUCACGCAUCCCCACGCUAAUCGCGGCUAACCCUUCUACCAAGUCGAUAAAAAUCUCGGACAUAAAACUGGGAGAAUCCAUCCAAUUAAGUGACAAUGCGGUUGCAACGGAAACAGCUUUGAUUAUGUUCACCAGCGGUUCGACUGGAAAGCCAAAGGGCGUUGUGCUCUCAAAUGCCAGCUUCUUGGCUCAUAUCAAGGCAGCAACCACGGCCAUGAAUCUUGGCAGAGAGAUAGUCUUGCAGCAAAGUGCUCUGGGUUACGAUGCUUCGCUGGCGCAGAUUUUCUACGCAUUGGCAAAUGGUGGAACUCUCAUUGUGACCAGCAACCGGCAGGAAUCAAGCAACAUCGCCACACUCAUGCUUCGCGAAAAGGUCAGCCUGACCCUCAUGGCCCCUUCAGAGUAUUCCGUCAUCUUCCAGUAUGGAAAAGACUCGCUUAGUCGUUGUGAGUCGUGGCGGAUCGCUAUGUGUGGUGGAGAAGCAUUUCCCUCGGAGCUGCGCUCGUCCUUCAGGGACCUGAAUGUCAAGGGCCUAGAAGUCUGGAACGCAUACGGCCCUACUGAGCUAUCAGUCGCAUCAAACAUGGGCCAGGUUGAUUGCAGCGAAGUGGCAGUCAACGCUAACGCGACAGUGCCAAUUGGCAGGGCCAUCCCGGGAUAUAACGUCUGUCUGGUUAAUGAUGCAGUGCAGCCAGUUCCUCUAGGCUGCUCUGGUCAAAUUGCUGUCAGCGGACGGGCAGUCGCAACGGGCUACCUCAACAAUAAGCCGCUAACCGAUGAAAAGUUCGUAUCCGGAGCUUCCUCACGAUUCCUGAAAAGCGCUGGCAAACCGACGGCAAGAUGGUAUUUGACUGGAGACACAGCCCGCAUGGAUCUAGAUGGUCAGUUGACGUAUAUGGGACGCAUAGAAGACGAUUCUCAGGUCAAAUUGCGGGGCAUACGCAUUGAGCUUACAGAGAUCUCGAACUCGAUACUAGCGACAGCAGCUGGUGUCAUUGCACAAGCUUCGAUUAGCUUGCGGGGUGAAGGAGAACAGCAAUUUCUUGUCGGACACGUCGUCUUUGCUACCGAUCGCGUGCCAGAGCAGGCAGAAAUGUACCUCGAUUCCGUCCUCGCCAGUCUUUCUCUACCGACAUAUAUGCGGCCUGCACGGCUGGUUCCCGUUGCUGCUCUGCCACUAACAAUGAGUGGAAAGCUGGACCGAAAGGCUUUGGCAGACCUUCCGAUUGCAAAUACCGUGGAUCAGGGACUGAAGAGUGUAACCGAACUCACUGCCACAGAGCUUCGAGUAAAAGACGUGUGGUCAGGUAUUCUCGGCCACACUGGACUUCGAAUCACUAGAGAUUCGAGCUUCUUCUCCGUCGGCGGGAACUCACUGCUAUUGCUUCGGCUCCAGGCUGAAUUGAGAAGAACGUUCGGGAUAGACAUCAAACUUGCAGAUCUGUUUCAGAUACACUCUCUAGGGGACCUGGCGCAGAGGAUUGGAAGCCCCAAGGCAACACCAAGCAUCAGCACCGAAGCUCGCAUCGACUGGAACCUUGAGACCGCUCUUCCCCCUUCCUUGCUGAAGACACCCCGAAUGACGCCAAUUGCCUUCCAACGCUCAGGCCUCGGAAGCUCGCUAAGCGUCAUCGUGACAGGUGCUACCGGCUUCCUCGGUACUGUCAUCGUCAAAGCCCUCCAAGAGACGCCGCGGGUACAAGAGAUCCAUUGUCUCGCUGUCCGUGAUAUUCACGGAGAGAAUGCAAGGGCCCUUCAACGCAAGUUCUCAAAGGUGCGAUUGUAUUCCGGAGACCUCGCCCAACCACGUCUUGGCCUCGGUGAGGAUGAGGCGCGCCUUCUCUUUGUAGAUGCAGCCGCUGUCGUACACAAUGGCGCCGACGUGUCCUUCCUCAAGCCAUACGAAGCCCUACGCGACACCAAUGUUGGAUCUACGAGGGAGCUGGUGCGCUUGUGCCUCGACUCUCGUUCGUCGGCCGUGCUGCACUUCGUCUCGACAGCCGGCGUGGGCGCCAUCCUUGAGACGCAAGGAAGUGGCAGUGUCCCCGAACUGAGGGCCACGACCCUGAAGGAAACACGCCCGGAUUCAGUUGACGGCUACGUGUCAUCCAAGUGGGCAAGCGAGGUCUUACUCGAGAUUGCAGCUGAGAAGACCGGUCUACCCGCCCGCAUCUACCGCCCUUCUAGCAUCACUGGUCCAGGGGCGCCGGCCCUCGACAUUGUCCACAAUGUGAUGAAUCUUUCACGGAAAAUGCGUACGAUUCCGCGCAUGCAGGGCUGGGCAGGUUGGUUCGACUUCGUGUCUGUAGAGCGGGUAGCCCAGGAGCUUGUCCAAGGCGUCUUGGGGCAAAGGCAACCUGGACCGGUGGAGUUUGUGCACCCUACUGGCGAAGUAGUGCUUCCAGUUGCGGAAGCUAGGAGAUAUCUCGAGCGCCAAACGGGAUACGAGUUCCGUGAAGUGGAGAUGGAAACGUGGAUCCAGAAGGCAAUGUCGUUUGGAAUGUCGGAGCUUGUGGCGGGUUAUCUUGGUCAAAUCCCAGAUUCAGAUGUGAUGCCGACCUUCCCUAGGCUAGAAAGCACUAUCUUCUAG